AGUGCGUCUUUAACGUCGGAAGCUGUUUUUUCCAAGGAGCACGUGAAGGCAGCAGUGUUUCUGUACUGUGCGGGAGACGCUUGCGGCAGCGUCAGAAAACAAUGUGUAGGAUGAGGACGACUGAAUCUCCCCACACAGAGUGACUGAUCAUGGCCAGUCGGUGGCGAGACGGUCAUCGCGGCCGUUCUGGAGACUCCGCCGGUGGCCUGAAAACGGCGCGAAUGCCUCGCCAACAAGAACCUUCCGGUGAGACCGAGGACGCGGCGGAGUCGCUGCGGGAGCUGCCGCGGUGGAUGCGGCUGUACUUCUACGGGAUGCACGGCGUUACUCUGGAUGUGCUCCUCUCCUCGUUACAAGGGGUUCUGAAUUAUCGGGACCCGAAGCUGGUGGGCUUUUCCUCUCCGUAUCUUUGCAUUAUGCACUCACUGACCCACUUCGCGCUGGAGAAGAUCUACUCACAGAAGCGGUGUUUCCGAGGUCGGCCGGUGGUGUUUCAUCUUGUUUUCUACCCGUCCGUCUUCAUCGGGCUGCAGAUCCUGAUCGGGAACAUUAAUACUUUGACCGAGCAGGUGAGGGUGGUAUCUGGCACGCAGCUGGUCGUGCACUACGUCCUGGCUCUCUAUUUCGCCCAGGUGUUUCACAGAGGGCUGUCCAGGCUGCAGUAUCACCCCUCCUGCCCCGUGGACCCCCCGCGGAAGCCCGGCCCGGAGGACAGCGGUCAUGAUCGUGGGCCUCCCCACGGUCUCCCCGGCCUCGUGCGCUUCUUGUUCUUCGGGAUGCACGGCUUCCUGGACGAGGUGCUCUUCACCUCUUUCUUCAACCUCGUGGAGAAGUCCGACCGGACCCUGAGCGGCCACACUUCCCUGUGGUCCUUCCUGAUGUACGGAAGCUGCAGCUUCGUGGUGGAGAAGCUCUACCUCCACCUGCACUUCAGCAGAGGCUGGGGGACGUGCCGCCGGCUCCCCAUCUACAUCUGCUUCAUCUACACCUGGGAGUUCUGCUGGGGUCUGGUCCUCAGGCAGUUUGACGCCUGCUCCUGGGACUACUCUCAUUAUCCUCACAACUUCAUGGGACUCAUCACCCUCCUCUACUUGCCAGGCUGGGUCUGCCUCAGUCUGUAUCAGGACGUGCUGUCUAACGUCCUGCUGAGGAUCAAGUGCACCAAAGAUGUGACCAGUUCCAGUGGGGAGAAUGGAGAGGCCAAUGGACAGCUGGAGUCAAAGAAAAAACUGCUUUAGUUUUUCUUUUUGAGGUUGUAACUUCUAUAGGGAACGUAGGUAACUUCUAUAGGGAACGUAGGCUCAUGAAGAAGAAACACGCAGGUGUUCUUUUAUUCAAAAAAUCCAACAAAUCAAACUGAUUUGACGAAAAAAGACAUAAAAAUUGACAUUCCUCACUAAGUUCAAGGUAAAAUUGUAUAAUGUGGGACCAUAGUGUGUUAGCAGUGUGCAGAUGAGACAGAUUCCAGCUCAUACUGGUUUCAGGGCCCAGUAAUAACAAUAAAAACACAACUAAGGACCCUGAAGUGUUUACCUAACCUGAAACCUACUGCCGUUUUUAUCUAUCUGGUAUGAAAUACAGGUGUAUUUUACAAGUCUUCAUGACUUUGGAAGUGUGAAUAUAUUCCGUGUUUUUAAUGAUUGCAGUGGACUUGCCACCUUAUACAUUACAAGCAUUGUGGCAGAUCUACUUUGAGUUGGAUCGCUUGUGUCCGUUACAACCCCCAUUCCAAAAAAGUUGGGACGCUGUGGAAAACGUUAACUGAAUGUGAUAACUUGCUCAUCCUUUUUUACAUAAACUCAGCUGAAAACAGU
Molecule: messenger RNA, 1814 nt
Organism: Chelmon rostratus (copperband butterflyfish)
Lineage: Eukaryota; Metazoa; Chordata; Actinopteri; Chaetodontiformes; Chaetodontidae
Product: transmembrane protein 229A
Exons: 1
Coding region: 150-1238 (362 amino acids)
Source: RefSeq, a predicted model, not a curated record